GAUUUGGAGGUGAGACUGGGGUUGCUGGGGUGUUUUGGAGAAGAUGAUCGGGGGUGAGGGGCUGGGUGUUUGGAGAUGGUGAUUCGAAUGGGUCGGAGGGGGACUGAGGUGUUUGAAGAAGGUGAUUCGGUGGGUGGAGAGGGGGCUGGGAUAUUUUGGACAGGGAGGAAGGCUGGGUUGAAGAAGAUGAUUAGGGGUUGGAGGAUUCUUGGAAAAGAUGAUGAGGGGGAGGGGGUGGUGUAGAUAUGUGAUUUUUGACCCUCCCCGAGUUUUAACCUAUUUUUAGGCUUUAUAUAUUUAUAUUUUAUUCAAUAUUUAUUUAAACUCUUAUUUCAUUUUUAUAGGUUUUAUUUGAUAAUGCUACAUUUGGGGAUAUUUUUCAUUAUUUCAUUAUAUGGGAAGGGGGGAUCAUUAUCCUAGAAAUAAAACAACCCCAACCACCCCCACUUUUCUCUCAACCCCUUAACUCCCUAAACUUCUUACCCUACACACACUAUAUUACACACACGUACACACAAGACAAGAGGAGAGAAGGGAGACAAUAAGGAGAAAAUUGAGGAAACAUUAAAAAAAAAACACGGAAAAGAGAGAAAAACAAGCAAAACAGUAGAAAAAAAAAGUGAAAGAAAGAAGAAGAUAAAAACAAACAUUGAGAAAAAAAAAGAGUUAGAAAAUUUUUAGAGAAAACUUAUUAGAAAAUCAUAAAAAAGCAAGAUAAAUUCUUUGGGUUUGGAGAUUUGAGUUCGGGUUCUGUGCGAGUUUUUCGGUGACGACAUUCUGAUUUUCAUCUUUAGUUAGCUUAUCAUACAGGUUCUAAUUCAGAUCCUUUUGAUUUAUUUUUAUAAGUUAUGUUAUGAAUCAAAUCAGUUAUUUUAAUGAUUCUAUAAUUUAAUAUUUAAAGCAUAUCUACGUAAGAUUUUUUUUCCUCUACGUUUUUAUUUAUAAUUUAUUACUGUAUUGAAUCAAAGAAAAAAAUGUAAUCUUAUUUAGUUUGUAAGUAAUUUUCAAUUGCUACGUUGUGACUUGUUGUUUGCUUAUUGUUCUUCGUGAUUCGUUUUGUUAAUUAUAAACAUUAGAGUGUUUUUGAGUAAUAAAAAAUGUAACGUUUUCUUUUAAAAAAUGUCAACUUAUUAUUUUGUCAUUGUUUAAUUUUUAUUUUUCGGUGAAUUGUGAAAGUUUCAUUGCAUAAUUAUAAAGGAGAAAGGACAAGAAUAGCCACCCGGCUAAAAUAAUUCCCGCCGAGUGGCCAUCAAUUUUUAAAUUUCAAAAUAUAGCCAUUUAGGCCUUUUUUUUGCUACUAUCUUCAAUCUUUUUUCUGCAAAUAUCACGAUUCAUUGAUUCCGUUUAAGCUAUCCUCUUGUUUAUCUAUAACGUCAUUACUCAACGGUUGAUUUGAAUCAUAAAGAUUUUAAAGUUUGCUAGCUUCAAAUAAGGUAUGCAGUUUUAAGCUUUAGUAAAAAAAAAGCUAUUCUUCUAAUUGGUGUAGUUUUUCUAACAAUCAAAUACGAUUUUAUAACAUUGUAAUUGUUGCUAUUCUUUUUUAUCAACCAAAUACAAUAUUUGAUAUCAAAUACAUGAAUCUUUGAUACCAAAUACAAAUAUAUAUUUUACACAAUAAUUGUAUAAAAGUGUAUCAAUGAGGUAUCAAAGUGUAUCAAUGUAUAUAGUAUAAAAGUGUAUCAAUAUGGUAUAAAAGUGUAUCAAUUGGGUAUAGAGACUGCAUGCGAUCGAUGGGCCAAAUGACUAAAAAUCAAAAUUAAAUUGGACCGACUGGCUCCAAUUGUCCAACUUUUACAUGGGCUAGCCAUUUCUUUUCAAAAUGGUUAGCCCAUGUCCUUUUCCCAAUUAAAAAUAAGUAUAAAUAACACAAAUACCAACCCUUUUAUAACUAAUUACACCCUAUUCCACUUUUCUUAAAAUCUGUACUCUCUCUCCCUUUUUAAUAUACAUAACUUUCGAUUAAUAUACAUAUACUACUAUGUAUAUCUGGUAAUGUUUCUUGCGUAUAAAAGGGAAAUAACGGAUUUCGUCCUUUAAUCACGCUUUUAAUUCAACAAAUUAAAUUAGUGGAUUAAUACCUUCCUUAAAUUAUGUAACAACUGCUGAUUUUGAAAUUUAUUAGUCAAAUACAUUUAAAAAAGCUCAUACGUAAUUCACAUACACAGAAAAAAAAACUCAGCUUUUGUUGAUCCCGUUGACAAAAAAAAAAUUUCUUCUGGCUUCAAGAAAAACAAAUAACACUCAAUUCACACACACAAAAAAAGUCCAGUCACUGUUUAUGUUGAUAGUUUCGAAGGAAAAAAUUCGAAUUCGACUUCAAGAAGAUGAAUAUUGCUAUCCUUUUGAGGUACGCUGGUAAUUGGAGAACUGAAACGAAAUAUGUAAAUUAUAAAAACGAAGGAAUAGUUGUUGCAGAAUCGGUAAGUUACUUGAAGUUGAUUUCGUCAAUUGCUACGGAAUUAAACAUUGAUGAACUUCGAAAAACUAUUGAGGUACGUUAUAUAGUCGACAACAAUGCUUCACCUUUUCAUAUCCGUAAUGACAAUAGAGUACGAUUGUAUGUUGAGUUGAAGAAAGCGCAACCAGCAUUCUUGAUGUAUCCAUUGUGCAUAUCAACAAUUGAUAAGUCUUCCGAUGAGAUACAGUUUGAUAGAAAUACAGGAGCUGUUGUUUGCGUGGAGGGUGUUGAAUCAGACACUAUGGCUCUAGCAAUUGCAGAGACGCAUAAUCAAUAUGCGUUGUAUAUUCCAGAAUUCGAUCUUGAUAAUCUUAUUUGUGAUAGCAAGAACAUUGAUGUGAAGGUGAAACAGAUGUAUAAGGAUAAAAAAAAACGCUCAUUUCUGUGAUGUCAAAGUAUAUUGUGACACAUGGAUUCAAUUCAAGAGCUAAACGUUCAGAUAAAAAAAGUUAUUUCGUCCGAUGCCAUAAUGAGGAUUGUGAAUGGAUGUUGGAAGCAUCUAUCUAUAAAAAAAAUAGAUGUUUUUAUCAUCAGGAGAUUUAAUCCAGAACAUUCGUGUUGUUUGAGUGAUAGGGUUCUGAAGAAUAUUAUGGUGACUACUGCUUUUGUGUGUGAAUUCGCGGCUCCUAUAUUUGUUAACUUUAAAAGAAAGUACACACCGGGAGACAUCAUGGAAGAAAUGAAAGUUGUAUAUGGUGUUGAUAUAAACUAUAUGAAGGCAUAGCAUGCAAAGGAGCGCGCCAUAGCGAUGCUUAGAGGUAGUCCAGCUGAUGGGUAUAGACAGAUGCCGAGAUACAUAUAUAUGUUGAAUAAUGUCUAUCCAAAUUCUCACAUUGCAAUGCAUAAGUCUUGGGAUAAUCAAAUUCUCACAUUGCAAUGCAUAAGUCUUGGGAUAAUCGAUUUAUGGAUCCCUCUAUAUACUUUAUAUACUUUCUCAGCCGCACACUAGCAUACUAACAUAUGGUGAGUUAGUUUAAAUGCAAGCGUCAAACCAUUUAGCCGGGUUAAGGGUUGGUGAAGUCGGUAUUCGCGAAGGAAGAAUGCUCUUCAUCUCCCCUCGCCGUAAUUAUCUCUGGAAGUCGCCCCUACAACCCCUUGACUCCUGCGGGCUACGUUCGAACGAAACGAGAGUAAGGCUUUCUCCACGAGAGAACAGACUAACUAUUUGGAGAGAGGCGCCUAGUUAACGGAGUUCACGAGGAAGCGACUUUAGUUAGUGAAGCGAGGCCUCACACAUCAAACCAUAUCUUUAUCUUACUGAACCGAGUGGACCUUCCUGUCAGCAAGUACACUCGACGGUGCAGGAUGCAUUUUACCGCUUGCGUAUGGAGUUGUGGAUACGGAAAAUGACAGUUCAUGGUCAUGGUUUUUCAACCAAUUCAAAGCUGCUUUUGGAGAACGUGACAACAUGUGUGUUGUCUUUGAUCGAAAUGAAAGUAUCAUCAAAGCAGUUAGUGUUGUAUAUCCAAAUGUCCUACAUCUUGCAUGUAUUUGGCAUCUCUGGAAAAAUGUUUGUGGUUACUUUCGGAAAAGCAAAGAAAGUAUUAGUGAUUUGUAUUAUUCAAUGGCCAAGGCUUAUCGAAAAGAGGAUUUUGACUACUUAACGGCAAAGAUUGAAAAAGUUGAUUCGAGAGUGAAAAAAUAUCUACAAGAAGAUGGAUAUGAAAAGUGGAGUAGGUGUCAUUCACCGGUAAACAAAGGUCGGAUGAUGACUUCGAAUAUUACUGAGUGUAUUAAUGGGUAUUUGGUGGAGGCCAGAAAAUUGCCAAUAUAUGGAUUCUUAGAAGAGGCGCGAAUUUUAUCUGGAUCUUGGAUCUGUAAAAACAGUGAGAUAGCUUCAUAUACAAGUACUACGUUGGGUCGUAGAUUUGAUGAAAUCUUAACUCUCAAUGGUACGAAAGCGUUGAGGAUGACGGUUAAGGCGUCUUCACCGUAUAUAUAUUCAGUUUAUGAAUCUGGACGAAGAUACAUUGUCGACCUUGAAAGUGAGUCAUGCAGCUGUUGGAGGUUCCAAAUAGAUCAAAUACCUUGUGCUCACGCUGUUGCCGUAUUGAAAUCUAAACAUGUAAAGGAAUUUGGUCUAUAUUGUUCUGAAUACUACAAACCAGCUACUUUGGUGAAGACUUAUGAAGUUCCAAUCAUUCCCAUGCCAGAUAGGACAGGCUGGAAUGUUCCUAAUAGUGUAGCUGAGGUGGAAGUGUUGCCCCUGAUAUUCAAAAGACUUCCAGGAAGGCCGAAGAAAGGGCGGAAGAAAAAAUCUAACGAAACACUUUCAUCAAGCACAAAUCGUUGCGGACGUUGUGGACAUGAAGGACACAAUAGGCGUUCCUGCAAUUUCUUUCCAAAAGAGAAUUAAGUUUUAGUUUUUGUUGACUCUUGAAGAUUAAUCACUCAAUUAUUCUUUUUUCGUUUUUUAGAAAUGAAGUUAGUAAACAGUUUUUGUUUGCUAUUUUAAAAUUGAAAUAAGUAAGAUUUUUUUUCAAUUUAUGAUUGAUCUUGGUCGAUUUAUCACUCAAUUUUUUAUGUGUAUUUGUUUACUAGUAUUAAGUAUUUUUAUUUUUUUGUAAGUAUUUCUUUGCAUAGUUAAUCUCAUCAAUUGUCAGAUUUAGUUUGAAA
Capsicum annuum is the source of this 5074-nucleotide messenger RNA. RefSeq lists its product as uncharacterized. Gene Ontology annotation, molecular function: nucleic acid binding; zinc ion binding. Lineage: Eukaryota; Viridiplantae; Streptophyta; Magnoliopsida; Solanales; Solanaceae. Bases 3867 to 4814 code for a protein of 315 amino acids. The record is from RefSeq and is a predicted model, not a curated record. The transcript is spliced from 4 exons.